Closterium sp. NIES-65 is the source of this 309-nucleotide messenger RNA. The record is from the annotation of a GenBank genome assembly. Lineage: Eukaryota; Viridiplantae; Streptophyta; Zygnematophyceae; Desmidiales; Closteriaceae.
AUGAAUCUGGGCAACCUGGAGGGCCUCAAGGACCCCACCUUGGACGCCCCUGCUGAUGCUGUGCUGCGUGUGGCUCAGCUCGCCCUCUCCUGCACCGCGGAGCGCACUGCAUCCCGUCCAAGCAUGGCCCACGUCGCCAACGAGCUGCAAGCCAUCAGGGAGGAAUGGGUGGGGAAGGAGGAGCUGAGCGCGGCUGUGAAGGUGGAUGCCGAGGUGCAGGAGAUGAAGGAUGUUGUUGGCGUGAACAGCCUCGACACCGAACUUCAGAUGAUUGAAGACAACUUGGAUGAAAGUUACAAUAAAUUGUAG